AUGCAUCAUCACUUACCACCGCACACCACUCAGGUAAAUGCACCAGGCAGAUCUAAUCUAGUGCAUCUUGCUCGUUGGCCAUUGCAUCCUGGGAAUCUGCAGAAUCGAGCCGACUGGGCAGCUUCAGACGAUUGCCCAGUCCAUUUGUUCAGAGCCUCGGUUGGCCAGAUGAUGCGCCAAUGCAAGUGUGAGUCUGUGGAACCUGCGGCCUGUCUGGUACAUGUGUCGCUUUACGGUGAGGCAGACGACUAUCCGGGCCACGAUUGGAUCGCUCUAGGCAGGCCAGCAGAAAUAAGUUUCUGGCCUCCUACUGCUGGUCGUAAUGGUCUGCGCAUCAGUCACGUCCACGACGUCGGCUUUACUAGCACUUCAUCCCCAGCUGGUGUCAAUGGUGAUAGUCAGCCAUUCCAUUCAUCACGAGUCUACGAACUCUCUGUGGCGGCUAAAUCACCUGAGCUCUUUGUUUGGUUGGACCUUGACCCAGCUCUUAACCUGGAUGCCUGGUUUAGCGACAAUGGUUUCAGUUUACUUGCACAGCCAGAGCGCAACGUCACCAUGUACGUGAUGGGCAAUCCGGGCCUUAGCGCUGCUCAGUUGCAGGCCAAGCUGAGGAUUUAUUCUUUGGCUAUGCUAAGGCAAUCGGGCGUGCAUCCAGCUGAAUUCAGUUGA
Protopolystoma xenopodis is the source of this 669-nucleotide messenger RNA. Lineage: Eukaryota; Metazoa; Platyhelminthes; Monogenea; Polystomatidea; Polystomatidae. The record is from the annotation of a GenBank genome assembly.